Meriones unguiculatus (Mongolian gerbil) is the source of this 5590-nucleotide messenger RNA. RefSeq names its product alkylglycerone phosphate synthase (gene Agps). Lineage: Eukaryota; Metazoa; Chordata; Mammalia; Rodentia; Muridae. Bases 1 to 2013 code for a protein of 670 amino acids. The record is from RefSeq and is a predicted model, not a curated record. Gene Ontology annotation, biological process: lipid biosynthetic process. Gene Ontology annotation, molecular function: FAD binding; alkylglycerone-phosphate synthase activity. The transcript has 20 exons.
AUGGUCGCGCGGGGCGCCGCUCUGAGUGACCUUUCACCCGCGCCCAGCAGCCUCGGGCGGCGGCACAAGCCGGAAGCCAUGGCGGAGGCGGCGGGCGAGGCGGGCGCGAGCGAGCGGGACCCGGACGCGGGCCGCGCGCGCCGGCGGCUGCGGAUUCUGUCGGGCCAUCUGCUGGGCCGGCCCCGGGAGGCUCCGAGUACCAAUGAGUGCAAAGCGCGGAGAGCCGCGUCGGCGGCCGGGGCGUCGCCCGCCGCCACUCCCGCCGCGCCGGAGUCGGGCACCAUCCCCAAGAAGCGGCAAGAACUUAUGAAAUGGAAUGGAUGGGGCUAUAAUGAUUCCAAGUUCUUCUUCAAUAAGAAGGGCCAGGUUGAGCUGACUGGGAAAAGGUACCCUCUUAGUGGCUUGGCUUUGCCAACUUUGAAAGACUGGAUCCAGAACACCCUUGGAGUAAGUCUGGAGCAUAAAUCUACCUCUAAAGCAUCCUUAAAUCCUAGUGAAGCGCCUCCUUCUGUUGUGAACGAAGACUUCCUUCAGGAACUUAAAGAAGCUCGCAUUUCCUACUCACAGGAAGCGGAUGAUCGAGUGUUCAGAGCUCACGGUCACUGUCUUCAUGAGAUAUUCUUGCUCAGGGAAGGGAUGUUCGAGCGGAUUCCUGAUAUAGUUGUAUGGCCAACAUGUCAUGAUGACGUGGUUAAGAUUGUGAACCUGGCAUGCAAAUAUAACCUUUGUAUCAUCCCAAUUGGUGGAGGAACAAGUGUGUCAUAUGGCUUGAUGUGUCCUGCAGAUGAGACAAGAACAAUAAUUUCUUUGGACACUUCACAAAUGAACCGGAUUCUCUGGGUUGAUGAGAACAAUCUGACAGCUCACGUAGAGGCUGGGAUAACAGGACAAGAUUUGGAAAGACAGCUUAAAGAAAGUGGUUACUGUACAGGCCACGAGCCAGACUCCCUGGAGUUCAGCACUGUGGGAGGGUGGAUAUCCACACGAGCAUCAGGCAUGAAGAAAAAUAUCUAUGGCAACAUUGAGGACCUGGUGGUUCAUAUGAAAAUGGUAACACCCAGGGGUGUAAUAGAGAAGAGCUCCCAAGGACCUCGCAUGUCAAUGGGCCCUGACAUCCAUCACUUCAUCAUGGGAUCUGAAGGAACUCUUGGUGUAAUAACAGAAGCUACAAUAAAAAUCAGACCAACCCCGGAAUACCAAAAGUAUGGCUCGGUAGCUUUUCCUAAUUUUGAACAAGGAGUAGCCUGUUUAAGAGAAAUUGCAAAGCAGAGAUGUGCUCCUGCAUCCAUCCGCCUCAUGGACAACCAGCAGUUUCAGUUUGGUCAUGCUCUUAAACCUCAGGUCUCCUCUAUUUUUACAUCAUUUUUAGAUGGAUUGAAAAAGUUUUAUAUUACAAAGUUUAAAGGAUUUGAUCCAAAUCAACUAAGCGUAGCCACGUUACUGUUUGAGGGGGACCGUGAGAAGGUUCUUCAGCAUGAAAAACAAGUAUAUGACAUCGCUGCAAAAUUUGGAGGUCUGGCAGCUGGAGAAGAUAAUGGGCAGAGGGGGUACUUGCUGACUUACGUCAUUGCAUACAUGCGUGAUUUGGGUCUGGAAUACUAUGUAGUAGGAGAAUCUUUUGAGACUUCUGCUCCCUGGGACAGGGUUAUAGAUCUGUGUAGAAAUGUAAAAGAGAGGAUCAGAAGGGAAUGCAAAGAAAGGGGAGUUCAGUUUGCACCCCUGUCUACAUGCAGGGUGACGCAGACCUACGAUGCAGGAGCAUGUAUCUACUUCUAUUUUGCCUUUAACUACAGGGGAAUUAGUGACCCGCUGACUGUGUUUGAACAAACUGAGGCAGCUGCUAGAGAAGAAAUCCUUGCCAAUGGAGGAAGCCUGUCACAUCACCAUGGAGUGGGCAAGUUACGGAAGCAGUGGCUGAAGGAGAGCAUCUCUGAUGUCGGCUUUGGGAUGCUGAAGUCUGUCAAAGAAUAUGUGGACCCCAGUAACAUCUUUGGAAACAGAAACCUUUUAUAACUCCAUUAAUAUCAUUAUAAAAAUGUUACCUUUAAAAGUCAUCAGCUAUGGUUAUACCAGUAAUCAAAUAGAUCAUGGACUGUAUUUCAGCUACAUUUGUUUGUUGGUUUAAAAUGAGUUGGUUUUUGUUCUGUGCUUUGUUUCUACAUGUAUAGAUUGACAGAUGGUGUUCCUGGGUCUCUCAUUGUAGGUGUACCAGUUUAUAGCCAACUGACUGGUAGUCAUUUCAGAUUUUAGUCAGGCAGCACAAGGCUGCCUGUUAUCUGAGGAGGAUGCUGCCAGCUGUUUCCCGUGCUCCUCCCUAGGUGAGCUGAGGCAGAUGGUGUCAUCCGUUGCUUGUCUAGCUGUCUUAUGUUGCGUCCUUUCUUCAACGUUUCUCUAAAGCAGCAAAGAUUCUGCUGGUGAGAGGUAUUUGUGUAUGUUGUUAAAGCAUUCUUUCUGUGAGCAGGCCUUUGAGGAGGACACUCAUGACCCAGCUGGCAGUUUGUUACUAGCAUGCCUUCUUCUGUAUAAGGUGCUCAGCCUAUGCUUUGCGUGAAGUGAAUAUAGUUGCAAACUAAAAUUGCCAACAUACACAUUACUCUGUGAGCAGACACAUUUUUGUCCUCGUGUCUGUUUCUAGUAGGGUGCAAGUUGUGCUCAUGUUGCUGAGGUGUAACCUUUGGCUGUGUCCUAGAUCCUCCAUCACACGCUUUGUAGGGAAGCUGACUUACACACGAAGAGCAGCUUUCACCACGCAGCGAAGCUCAUUGCCCGUCCUCCAGUCCUCACGUUUCUGCUGUCCCAUGCUUGUUGCCGGGCUGCACAAGCAGCUGCAGCGGGAACAAAAGGAAGGCUCCCAGACCGCUGUCUCCAGUUUAAAGAGACAGUUGGCUUGGGGAUUUGAAAGCUUCAGUGAUUUUAAUGACAACAAUCCUGUUUUCUAAUUAGUCGCAGAUAGCCUGAUAAAUUUUCAUGGCAAAAUAGUUUCAGUUUAAUUCUUAAUAAUAAUUUAAUGUUUUGAAUUACUGGUUUAACCUAAAUUUAGAAAAAUGUAUGAGUGCAUAUGCCAUAAUCAGAAGUUUGAAAUAUCCUAUUUCUUAAAUAAAAAGAAUAUUAACCACAUUUAGCAGACAUUUUUACAUUCAGAACUGGAUAUUGAAAUUUGUGGAGCGAUUGCUUUAAAUCACUGUCUGUUGAGGUUCCUGAUUCACAUUUUGAGAUGGGUUCUUUUCUUAAUGCAAUACCUAACUUUUGAUAAUUUUUUAAAAUUAAUAUUUAAUCAGAUGAUGUAAGUCAAAAUGCAGACGAUCCUUUAAAAGGACACACUGUCUGUCUAUGUAGCAACAGCUCCAAAUACAUUGGGGCAGUUUCAUACCUUUUAUAUAUGAAGUAGCCUUAAGCAGAACAGUGAAAACUUAAAAUUGACAAAAUGAUAUUUUUAAGAACUCAAAAAGAUAAAUAAUUUUUAUCUAUUAAAAUUGGCCUCAAACUAACAAAUUUAAAUCUGUAGGAAAAUUAAUAUUAAGUAUUAGUUUAACAACAAUUCAAUAUUUAUUUUUGGAAGCUGCCUCUUUAUUGAUGAUUUAUUUUUAAUUAUAAAAUUUACAUCAGAUCUUUGAUUAAAGACUUUGAUGGUUUGAAAUAGCUGGACACUUGAGGAAAUUGCCUCUAGAAUUAUUAGAUUCUUUGUAAAAUGCAUCUCUUCAUGAAGGCGAUUCUCUAAUUGGUCAUUGAAGUGUAACAUUUAGUAAGAUUCCAUCAUCUCGCUGGAAGUGUCUGCAUCUUCCCAAGGAAUUAUUUUUAAGACACAGUUUCAUUAGCAGAUGCAGUUCCCUGCAUGUGAUUGUUAAAAUAUUUUCCUCGAGGCAUUCAGAUUUCCACAGCCUUGGCAGGCUGUGCUGUGUUGUAACUAACACUGGAAGUUGUUGGGUUCCCUGUACUCAUAAGCUUUAUGGCAGUUCGCAGUCUGUUUUUCUUUUCUGUGUAUGCAGGCCUCGCCAGCCUUGAGUCUGUAAUGGUUACUACAUUUUGUAUUUGAAAUAAUUUCUACAGGGAUCAUUUUGGAACACGAGAAUGUUCAUUUGCAGUGUUUCACUCUCGUGUAAAUCAGGAAGCCUUCCCACCUGCUUCUGAGAGGUGCCUCAGUGUAGACUGUUUGCUGAGGACCGUGAGUUCAUGAAUGUGCACAAAGCACUUGACCUCGCCUCCUCCCUUGGGACUGUCUGCACUUGGCUUCAUGAAGCUCGACCCAGGGGAAUAUUGUUCUCUGAAGCAUCUUAACUUGUACGUUAGUUUCUUUAAAAGUUGCAGCCUGUUGGACUCGUCCUUCUUACAGUAGCCAUAUAUGUGAUGUUUUGCUUGAAUCUGAUGAGGUCACAUGUAGGUUGGGGUUUCAGUGGACUGGGACCUUGCUGCUAAUGAGAAGUGGAGUGAGAAGUCUCAACAGACAGGCUCCCCUGACCUUGGAGAAAGCUGCCACAGUGUGUGGGGCUGUGUGUAACGGUGCGUAAGUGAGCUGAGUCUCAUGCCAGAGAUGGUCCUGCACCUCUGAGGUAGCCGCAUCGUGGAGGACACAUGCUCCUCGUGUCCAGCAUUUAUCAAAGAAUAAAGGAUUCAACUUUGCUCUUUUUAGGAAUGGGAGGUUGUUACUCAAAAUGCUUAUACAUUAUAGGAAUAUUGAUCUAAGGUUAUUUGUGGGUCUGGAAGCCUUCUCGUAUGCAUAUUUGUGCUGUUGGUGUUAUUUUGGAAAACAAAAGCUCAAUAAAAGACAAGCUUCCAUCAAAUGUGUAUAUUAUAUCAGAUAUAAACACAUGUAAGAACCCUCCCUUUUCCCCUCCCCUCCAGAAUAUAGUACUGAGUCCUAGUUUGCGUAUUUGAAAAAGCCUUUCUGCAUGUUGAUCCCAGAGAUACUUGUUUGUCAUAUUCUUUCAUCCCAACAACUUCUAAGUGUAACUGAUCAGAGAAGCUCUGAAGUCCUAACAUGAAGUGUGUUGCUGCAGGUGGGGUGGGUUUGGUAUCACUGUCAGAGCACCGUGAUGUAGAAGGAUUGCUUCACACCGUGACAACGCUUGAGGCAGCCACAGGUGCUGUCUGUGGAAGGUGUAUCUUGUUUGAGGAGCGUUCGACACAGCGAUGAAUAGUUUUAGUGAUUUUGAGGGUUUUAGCCCUCACUCACUCUUCAGUGGUUUCGGUUUCAACAGGAGCAAAGCAGGCAGCACAGCAGCUGCAGGUGAGGGCUACAGAGACCCGAGUUUUCGCCGUUGGCUGGUCAGUCGGGGAGGCUUCGCUUGCCUUGGCUUGGCGCUUAUGUUCCAUUAUGAGCCAUCUGCCUACAGAGUCAUUUAGUUCUUAUUAAUUUCUCUUUACUGAGGAAAGGAAAUCACUUGUACACAAUAGGGAAAUCCUGAAAGUAUAAAAGGUUUUCUCAAACUGUUGAUACGUCUGACUUGAAGGGUGUAACCACCUCUCUGUUCCGUAAACCAAAUAGCAUUUGUCCUCAGUGUGUGAGACAUACCUGUAACAUCUGCUUGUAUAAUGUCAAGAGAUUAUAGAAACAUCGUUAAUAAAAUGGACAUGAGCCUAUGAUUUUUUUUAA